Messenger RNA from Tupaia belangeri chinensis (Chinese tree shrew), 1337 nucleotides. RefSeq names its product tubulin folding cofactor C (gene TBCC). NCBI's taxonomy places the organism in Eukaryota, Metazoa, Chordata, Mammalia, Scandentia, Tupaiidae. Gene Ontology annotation, cellular component: cytoplasm. Gene Ontology annotation, biological process: tubulin complex assembly; post-chaperonin tubulin folding pathway. Gene Ontology annotation, molecular function: tubulin binding. The record is from RefSeq and is a predicted model, not a curated record.
CGAAGGAAAUAAGGCCGGGGGGCUGACGUCAUCGAGUCCGGCCAAUAACAGGGCGCGUUGGUGGGAGGCCUCUCGGAGGGUGCGCCCGGAGGAAGGAAGGCGAGAGAGGAAGCUUGAAGUCAAGAUGGAGACUGCUGGUUCCCCUGCUGCCGCUGUGGGGAACGGGGACAUGGGGUCCCAGCGGGACCUGAGCCUGGUGCCUGAACGGCUUCAGAGACGCGAGCAAGAGCGGCAGCUGGAGGUGGAAAGGCGGAAGCAAAAGCGGCAGAACGAGGAGGUGGAGGAGGAGAAGAGCGACUUUUUCGCCGCUGCCUUCGCUCGGGAGCGAGCGGCGGGGGGAGACCUUCUGGAGCGGGGGGUGGGGGGGAAAAAAAAGGGGGGGGCGGCCGCUCGGCUUCAGGGGCUGCAGAAACUUCUCAACGACUCGGUUUUGUUCCUAGCUGCCUACGACCUGCGGCAGGGACAAGAGGCGCUGGCGCGGCUGCAGGCGGCCCUGGGAGCCCGGCGCCAGGAGCUGCAGCCGAAGAAGCGUUUCGCUUUCAAGACCCGGAGGAAGGAUGUUGCUUCGGCCACCCAAGUAGACGCGGCUCCCGGCGCCCCUGCUGCUGAAGGCAUCCUGGCCUCCGCGCGGCCCUUGAAGGAGGACGGAGGCUUCGGCUCCAGCUGGGUCUGCGGCUUCUCCAAGCUGGAGUCCCAAGUCUUGGAGAAGAAAGCCGACGAGCUGCACCAACGCGACGUACUUCUGACCGAACUAAGUAAGUGCACGAUCAAACUGUAUGGCAAUCCCAACACGCUGCGGCUGACCAAGGCCCGCAGCUGCAGGGUGCUCUGCGGCCCGGUGUCCACAUCCGUGUACCUGGAGGACUGCAGCGACUGCGUGCUGGCCGUGGCAUGCCAGCAACUCCGUGUUCACACUACACGAGACACCCGCAUCUUCCUGCAGGUGACCAGCAGGGCCAUCGUGGAGGACUGCAACGGGAUCCAGUUUGCUCCGUACACCUGGACCUACCUGGGUCUCGACAAGGACUUCGAGAGUUCUGGUUUAGAUAGGAGCAAAAAUAACUGGAACGAUGUUGACGAUUUCAACUGGCUGGCCAGGGAUGUGGCCUCCCCAAACUGGAGUGUUCUUCCUGAAGAGGAGCGAGACAUCCAGUGGGACUAAACACUUGUCGCUUUGAUCUUCGCUCCAGCGAAAUAUUUAUCAUGUGGGACAGACUUCAGCUAAUAGGACCCCGAAGAUUAUUUAUUGUCACGCUUUGUAUGUUUUCAGUAUUUUAAGGCUUGAGAUUGUGAUAGGCUCCUAUUUGUGAUUUCCAUUAAAGUCAUGACAUAUCAAA